UGAACAAAGCAAAACCAAGCUCACUUUUCGUCUCUCACGGACAUAAAAGGGAAAGGAAAAUCCUCAUUUCACCGCAUGAACCAUAAAUUUCUCCUUCACUAAAGCAAAAGCCAAACAUAUGAUGGCGGUUCGCGCCGUCAACGGCGGUUCUUUGUUUCGUUCCGCCGCAUCACCUCCUCUCCUGGCGUUCUGGUGCGGUUUCCGCCACUUCAGCUCCUUACCAUUGCGCCGAAACUCCGAAUUAGGGCUUCGGUUUCCUAUUUUCUGUUGCGAGAAUCAGUUUCUAGGAUAUGGCGUCGGUCGUUCGUGUUCGGCUUAUAGUCUCGUCGAUUGCGUCAUGGAAGAGCUAGCGGCUUCGCGCCAACGCAGAAGAGUUCGCGCCAAUGUCAAGGUGAGGAUAACGAGUACUGGUGAGCUUCUUGAAGAUAAGCUUGUAAACCGAGAAUUGGAAAAGGGAUUGCUGCUGGAGUUUAAGAAGGAUUCGGAUAGGAUAUUGCUGGGAGUUGCUCAGAGACCUGAUGGCAAGAAGAAUUGGAUGGUGUACGAUCAGAAUGGUGUCACAUCAUCCAUCAAACCGCAACAAAUUACAUAUAUUGUUCCAGGUGUAGAAAAUUUUGAUCAGACAGAUAUCUCAAAAUUUCUCCAAAAUGCUGAGGAAAACUUGGACCCAUCAUUACUUGAGAUUGCUUGGGUUGAGCUUCUUGAAAAGAACAAGUCAGUGACAGCAGAAGAAUUAGCAGAGAUGAUUUUUGGUAGUGCGGAGCCUAUUGAGAGCUACUGUGCCCAUCUUUUGUUGUCAAAAGAUGAAGUAUACUUUGCUGUGCAGGAGACAAAAGGUUAUUGUUCCAUUUAUGGGCCUCGACCAACAAGACAGGUGGAAGAGCUUUUACACAAGAAGCUUGCCAAGGAGGCUGCUGAGAAAGAACUUCAGGACUUUGUACAAUUACUUGUGUCUGCUAAAGCAAAGCCUGCACAUGCUAAACCUCCCAAAUCUUUAUGGAUGAUGGAUGAGAAAAUCCGAAACAAAAUUGAGUCUCUUGAAGCAUAUGCCAUUGAUGAUUGCAAAAGUGAUGAACAAAAGAGAACUGCAGGAAUGAUCCUUAAGACAAUGGGACUUACAAAAUCAGUGUCCUCAGCACUAAACCUCCUCAUAAACAUUGGUUAUUUUCCUGUGCAUGUCAAUUUGGAUCUGUUAAAGUUCAACAUCCGUACGAACCAUUCUGACGAGAUUAUAGCUGCUGCAGAAAGUCUUUUGUUGGAGUCAUAUGACCCUGAUGAGGUGAACAGAAAGGAUCUUACUGAUUUGAAGGUUUAUGCUAUUGAUGUUGAUGAGGCUGAUGAGCUUGAUGAUGCCUUAAGUGCAACAAGGUUGCAAGAUGGCCGGAUUAGAGUCUGGAUACAUGUUGCAGAUCCGACCAGAUAUGUUCAGCCUGGGAGCAUGGUAGACAGGGAAGCAUUGAGAAGAGGAACCUCUGUUUUCUUGGCCACUGGCACUUAUCCUAUGUUUCCUGAGAAACUUGCCAUGGAGGGAAUGAGUUUGAAACAAGGAGAACUUUGCAAUGCUGUUAGCAUAUCUGUUGUCCUGCACUCUGAUGGCAGCAUUGCAGAGUAUUCAGUUCAAAACUCAAUUAUUAAACCAACUUAUAUGCUGACCUAUGAGAGUGCAACUGAGCUGCUUCAUUUGAACCUGGAAGAGGAGGCUGAAUUGAAGAUGCUAUCCGAGGCAGCCGCUCUAAGGUUAAAAUGGCGUCGCCACCAGGGUGCAAUUGAUACAUCAACUCUAGAAACACGCAUUAAAGUGGUUAACCCAGAGGAUCCAGUACCAUCAAUUAAUCUUUAUGUUGAAAACCAGGCAGAUCCUGCAAUGCGACUUGUUUCUGAGAUGAUGAUACUCUGUGGAGAAGUUGUAGCCACUUUUGGCUCUUGCAAUAACCUUCCUUUACCUUAUAGAGGACAGCCUCAGUCAAAUAUUGAUGUAUCUGCAUUUUCACAUCUUCCUGAAGGACCAGUUCGAAGCUCUGCCAUUGUUAGAAUAAUGCGUGCAGCUGAAAUUGAUUUCCGGAAGCCUAUUCGUCAUGGGGUUCUGGGAGUUCCUGGUUAUGUUCAGUUUACAUCUCCCAUCCGUAGAUAUUUGGAUCUUCUUGCUCAUUAUCAGGUGAAGGCAUUUCUUAGAGGUGAAUCUCCUCCUUUUUCAGCUGGUCAGCUAGAAGGGAUGGCAUCAAUAGUAAAUAUGCAAGUUAGAUUAGUAAGGAGGCUCUCCGGCAGCAGUCUCCGGCAUUGGAUAAUAGAGUUUCUCAGAAGGCAGCCAAGAGAGAAAAAAUUUCGAGCUUUGAUACUUAGAUUCAUCAAGGACAGGGUUGCAGCCCUGUUACUAGUUGAGGUAGGAUUUCAGGCAUCUGCAUGGGUAUCCAUAGGAGCACAGGUAGGAGAUGAAGUAGAAGUUCAAGUGGAAGAAGCUCAUCCACGUGAUGACGUUCUUUCGCUUAAGGAGGUUAUCAGAAACUGAAGUGAUUCUAUUUAAGGAACUUAGUAGCUAUCACCGUAGGGACAUUUUAUUAUCUCAACAUACAUGCUGUUUGUAUAACGUUUGCAGCUAAUUCAUUUAUUGGCAGAAGUUCCCUUAGCAAGAGGCAAUGCAUCCAAACUUGUGUAACUUCUGACAGUAAUCCCGAAUAGAUCACAUUCAGAUUGUUCAGAAGAUAUCUUUACAAGUGUCACCCGACUUUCAUAAGUUCCCUUACCAAUAUGCAUUCUGUUAUCAAUCUAUGUUCUUCGCGCAACAGCACUUCACAAUUUUGAAAUGGGGCAAGUGAAAAAUGUUGUAAAGAUAUAUGCUUCAUUAUUUAUUUGUAUGGCUAGUGGCAUCCGAGUUGUGGAGGUGUCGGUCAAUGUUUGGAUAAAGAUAGUAGAUCCUGCAUAAUUAGGGCUGUCCUGAUUGUAUCUCGAUAUAUUGUUUUUGGUUGAUUUAGCUAGCAACAUGAUUCAUUACUUAUCAGUAUCAUUUUGCUGAUCCCUAAGUAUCAGUCUAGCAAAAUGUAAGGAUAAAAGCACAUGUUGCACUUGAUAAUAUGUCAUGACAUGCCAUGUUUUUUCAUUUGGAGUUUGGAAAAGCAUGAUAUAUAUACUGACAAUGUAAUUUGCUA
Theobroma umbraticum is the source of this 3143-nucleotide messenger RNA. Its product is annotated as Ribonuclease II/R family protein. Gene Ontology annotation, molecular function: 3'-5'-RNA exonuclease activity; RNA binding. Gene Ontology annotation, cellular component: P-body. The record is from RefSeq and is a predicted model, not a curated record. Gene Ontology annotation, biological process: mRNA catabolic process. Lineage: Eukaryota; Viridiplantae; Streptophyta; Magnoliopsida; Malvales; Malvaceae.